GCAGGCGCAAGCAGGAGCUUGGACUGAAAGCGGAGAUGGCAUUUGAGGCGGGUAUCCAGAACUGCCCCGGGGCCGGCUUGUUCCUGGAGCGAACAAAGCCUAGGGAGCUGAUUGCCUUAGUUUGUGGCCAUUCGCUUUUGUUUGGGUCUAAUGGUCUUAUUGUCUAAGGGUGGCUGCAGUUUCCCCCGUGUCUGGCAGGUAGUGUCUCUAGCAGGUUAAUUUUCCUGCACGGAGACAAAUACUUUGAGGUGGUAUGAGCCUGUCGUCACUCAGGUGUGUGCUCUGCCCCAGCCCCUUAGCUCUGCUUGGGUGUAGUACUUCAUCGAUCUGCUCCUACUGAUUGUAACGGGCAAUCUCUUGCUAGGUCAGUGGAGCCUUUUUUUUUUUUCCUUUUUUUGUGGGGGUGGCCUGAUCUGAAUAUACAGCCCCCUGCUGUCCUUGCUGUUUUAUAACGACCUUUUCAUUGUUCUGCGCCUAUCUGGGUCUGCCUGCUCCAUCGAGGGUGACCUUUUUCUUUUAAAAAAGUCUAAUCUAUGGUACAUCUCCAGCCCACUUCGUUUGUUUUAUCGGGGCCCUGCCUUGACUCUUCCUUCUGGUUGGACGUGAGGAAACAAUCUCCUGUUGGGUAAAAUAUACCUUGAUAUUGCACUGUUCUUAUGUGAAUGGGCCACACCCUUUUUUCCUUAAAAGGCCUCUGCACUAGGCUGCCAUGUGCUGCUCUGUCUCUGGCAGGCUGAGGGGGGCGGUGGGCAUAGGGUUGUAAUCCACCAAUUUCCCAAGUGCAGACUGGGAUGCCGGGGGGGAGAACGGGGGGCAGAGGCGCUGCUGCCACCAAGCGCUUUGAGGCCAGCGAAGAGGCAACUCAGAGAGAGGAGGAGCAGGAAGAUGAUGGUGAUGAAGAUCUGCGAGACGGUGGAGUUCCUUUCUUUGUGAACCGAGGAGGGCUACCCAUUGAUGAGCCCACCUGGGAGAGAAUGUGGAGACACGUGGCCAAGAUCCACCCUGAGGGAGAAACGGUGGCUCAAAGGAUUCGAGGAGCCACAGACCUACCCAAGAUUCCCAUACCAAGUGUGCCUGCGCUCCAGCCGUCCACCCCCAUUCCUGAGCGCCUGGAAGCCAUACAGCGCUACAUCAAGGAGCUUCAGUACAAUCAUACUGGGACGCAGUUCUUUGAAAUUAAGAAGAGCAGACCUCUGACCGGGCUAAUGGACCUGGCCAAAGAAAUGACCAAAGAGGCCCUGCCAAUCAAAUGCCUGGAAGCUGUGAUCCUGGGAAUUUACCUCACCAACAACAUGCCCACACUGGAGCGUUUCCCCAUCAGCUUCAAAACUCACUUCUCAGGGAACUACUUCCGCCACAUUGUGCUGGGGGUGAACUUUGGGGGCCGCUAUGGGGCACUGGGCAUCAGCCGGCGGGAGGAGCUCAUGUACAAGGCGCCCACCUUCCGCACACUGAGUGAGCUGAUCUUCAACUACGAGGAGGCAUACCACCGCUGCUGGCAUGUCCUCAAAAAGGUGAAGCUGGGCCAUUGUGUGUCCCAUGACCCACACAGUGUGGAGCAGAUUGAGUGGAAGCACUCCAUUUUGGACGUGGAAAAGCUGGGCCGUGAGGACUUCCGCAAGGAGCUCGAGAGACAUGCCCGGGACAUGAGGCUAAAGAUCGGCAAAGGAACAGGGCCACCAUCUCCCACGAAGGAUAGGAAGAAAGAUGUGUCCUCCCCACAGCGGGGCCAGUCCAGUCCACACCGCCACAACAGCCGUGGGGAGAGGCGGCUGUCUGGUGAGAAGAAGCCUGCCGAAUCCAAAGCCAUGCCAGACCUCAAUGGUUAUCAAAUCCGGGUGUGAAGAGAGGCACACCUUGUGUGCCUGGCUCCAUCGACUCCUCGCUGGCCAUACUUGAAACCAGGAUCACCUGUAGCAAGCUCAACAUGGGGAAGGGGAAGUGGGAGUGGAGGGCUGGUCUUCCAAGGUACUUCUAUCAGGCCUAUCCCUGAGCUGUAUCCUGGGGGUCAGAUGAGUCACCUGCCUGACUUGGGAAGAACACUUUUUAAUUCAACAAAACAAGUUUAUAAGAGAACAGAUCUGCCAGUUGAUGAGAAGGUGCUGCAGGAUGCUUGGGAAGGCUCUUACUGUGACAUGGUGAGGGGUGGAGUGAGUGAGGCCAAGCAGAGCUCAGGCUUUGCAUGGAAUCCUUUGGACUGACAAAGACGACAGGUGGGGCAUUUUAUCCACAGUGCCUCUUCCUCUUCUAUGCUGAAGGUCUCAAGCUAGCACAAAGCCCCUGGGCUUGAAGGAGGGGAAGGUAUUGGAAUGGAAAGGCCCCUGCCUCUGGUAAAGGAAGGAUUUCUGGUUUUGUAACUUCUGUGUAUUUUGCUACUGUCCCUCUUGUUGGGGAGGGAGUGAAAUACACGAUCACCUUCCCCAUCCCCUGUGCCUGCAGGGAAGAGGAAUAAGCCCUGGAAUAAUUUAAUAUUUGCAUCACUAAUGAAAAUGCAACCUGUCAGUGGUGUUGAGAGCCUCAUAUGCAGUGAAUCCACCACUCUAACAUUCCGUCUAGUCUGCAAUGUAUCCCCCUAUGGCUCAUUGACUCUAUGGGGGAUGAGUGUGUCUCCUUUCCUGUGAGGUGCUGUGGAUACUUCCCUUCAUGGCAGGCUGUUCAGGAAAUGCCCAUGCUGUUGUAAUGUGGAAAUGAGCUGCUGGACAGCUCUAUCUGUGGGGAUGGGUACUUAACCAGUAGGAUGGUUGGAAACUAUCUCCCCCACUCCCUUCUCAGUGGUGGUAACUGGAAGCUGCAGAGAAAGCUUUGGCCACUGAGGUGCAAACUCCACCAGGAAGCAAGUGACUCUGAUGCACAUGAGUAGCCUUCACAAGCAUCUUUCUCUCCAGAAAGGAAAGAGCUUCAAUUUUUCCUUGCUGGCUUGUAGCAUUAGUCUCAUGGUGGGGCUCUUCAUUCCCAUCCUGGCCACUUGCUUAACCCUGGAAUAUUCAAGGCACCACAUCAAAUUCCCACUUUAGUUCUUGUGCUUAUGAAGCUACUAUUGUGACACCUUGCACUUCCCCCUUACAGAGUCUGGCUUCAUCUCACCCUGUGAGGAAGGGCUACUUUUCCUGGAUGCUCAGAGCCACAGUGGAAUUUUGGGAACCAGCCUUAAAACAGAAGGGUACAGGCUCCAGUGUAGUGCUCUGCUCAAGGGGCCAGUGUGCUGGUGAAUCCUUAAGCAGAAUAAGAUGGUGUUUUGUGGUCAUGUUGCUGUGUUCACCCCCACCCCUUGUCUACAUCCACAGCUGGCCAGUGCCUGCUGGAGUGCCUCUAAAGGUGAGGCAUACUACCUCUAGGAACACACAGGGCACUGCCACAGCAAAUCCUAUGUGGUAUCCCUGAGGAUGCUUUCAGGAAACAUGCUAUUGGGGGUAGGGUGGGGACAUUUUUUCUCAGAUUGAAAUCAGGUGAGGUACUGCACUGUUGCUGUAGGGUAAUAGCUCCCAAUCCUUUCAUGCGCUGGUCUACCACUCCAUGAUCUCUCCUUCCUUUCAUCUUUGGAGGUUUUGGAGCAACCCAUGCUCAGGCUGGGCAAGAGGGGCAGAAAUAAAUGAGAUGUGCUGCCAUAUCGAGUCCGAGCCAGAAGCUCAUGCCCAAGUUAAACCUCGGGUACCAGCCCAAUCAAGAUUGAAAUGUCUGUGGGGAAUCACUGUUCCAGGGUGUCCCGUUUCUCCUAACUGUUCAGUCUGGCUUAUUUUGAUUGCAGUGGUCGGUCUGUCCUAGGAGCAGGGAGCAUAGCUGUGUGCCUAUCCUCUUCAUGUUUGUUCUGACAGUGUACUUAACAACACUGUUAAUGAGUAUCAUUCUCCAGCAAGAGGGGCUGGCCCUUCCACCUGACUAAAGCCUUGGCAGCUCACAAAUUUCCAUUCAAAGGAGAGGCACAGCUAAGCAGUCCACAUGCUGCAUGUAAGAACUGAGGAGCAUUGGCAGAUAUGUGUGUGGGGCCCAAAACUUGGCAUACCAGGGGUGCCGCAGCUCAUGGCAGAAUUGAUUCAGAAAGGAAGGUGGGAAGCAAGGAGUGAGUGGGUCAAGCCUGAGGCAUGUUGACAUAGAUAGGGGAUGGCAAAAUGUUUAACAUUCGGUCCUCUUACACUACAAAAAGUGUCUAAACAUUUAUGAAAUCUGGCUGUAUCCAAAUCAUGUUAAACAUUCUGUAUUCUUUCUUGCCUGAGUGCAUGUUGGAAGCAUGAUUCGGACUAUAACUAUGAUAGAUAACUGGGCUUUCUGGCAUAACAUGGGAGGGCCACAGAUAUUUUGGUAGUGUUGAAUGGGGCCUUACAUCAAGUAAUAUCUUCUGUCAAUUGAAGCAGUAUUAACCCUUAAAGCCCUGCUCCAGAGGGAUGUAACUGACCCCCUUACAGAUGCCUAAUCAUAAUCUUUCACCACCAAUUAGUUAUUCUGUGCUUAUCACUGCAGUUUGUUAGUCCAGGCUCCUUUUUAACUGUCGGUCCUUUCUGCAGCAUGUUGUGUGACAGGAAGAAAGAUUGAAUAGGGAGGUAGCAUAAAUUGCUGCUUACCCAGAAUUAAGUGGGUAAUCCUGAAGAAUUUAACAAAAGUGACAGGUGCCAGUCUCCAGAACAUAAAUGAUUGGAGUAGGAGGACUGGAAUUGGAGCCUCCUACCUCUCUCUGCCCUAACCACUGGUCUACUGAGUCAUUCCCUCUCACUCUGACCUGUAACUGUUUUAACUAUUUAGUCACAGUGGAACAGCUUCGAGAGACGAGGGUGAGGGAGCCCUACAUCAGAACAUCCCCUAGUGCAGAGAUUAGAGCAAUUCCCUGAGAAGGGGAGACCCUGUUCAAAUUGCCCUCCCUGGGAGGAGGUGGAAUUGAACCUGGGUCUCCCACAUCCCAGGUGAGUGCUCUAAUCACAGGGCAGCUCCAGCUCUUGUCAUUUUGUGUGGAGUAUGGCAGGUGCUUAAAUCAUUUCCUCAAGAAAUGCCUUAGGGGCCUAAGCUGUUGACUCCAGGCGGCUGGUUCCCAUUUGUGGAUCACUACGCAGAGCUAGGUACCUAUCUCUGAGAGAGGCUAAUCACACACCUCUAGCUUAAGUGGUUCCCAGCCUAGCAUGUUGGCUCUUGGGGUCCCAGAAUGAAAUCGACUAUUUCUCCCGAUUCAUUGUAUAGGAGCCUAGGUGCCCAACUUGGCUUUGUGUAUCACAGUGGUAUGCCUGUGAUUUUUUUUCUAGGUGCCUAAAAGUUAGGCACUGUGACACUCAGAGUCCCUUCAUGGAUUCCACCCUUGAUUCUCUGUAGAUGGAUAGGAGAAGAAUGAGAGAAUUGUGCAACUGAGAAGUCAGCUGCAUGCUAAUGAUUCUUUUGCAGAAGCAGGGCAAGGGCAAGCUCAGUGAGGCUAAAAGAUCAUCAGUAUAGAAUGGAUGAAACAAAAUGCUUUGUGCCACCCUGUAAUUCUAGCUGUGUGGCUUGUUCAUGCAGAAUGUAACUGAGGCCAGUAGUAUAGAAAAUUAAGUAUACAUUUUAAAAAAUGAGUGGCAGGUAGAUUUGUAAAGGUCUCUUACUCCUCAGCAGCUGGUGCCAGACAUGAAUAUCGUCUUUCAUGGGGUAGCUGCAUGAUUAAAUGCAUUAGGAGGGUUUAAAUUCUGAAGCAUCUGUUGCUGACCACUUUUCAAGACUGAUAAAAGAGUAGAUGUUGCAUUGGUUUGUUCCUAUGCAGAUCCACAAUGCAUUUGACAGCUGUGCUGCUUGUAUCUCAGUAGUAAUUGCCAUCCUUCCUUAUUCCUCUAGUAAGUGAUAGGCGCCAUCAGCAGCUUCAUGCAUGUGGCAAUAGCUGCUAUUCUUAAACUGGGCCAUCAGGGAUAAACCCCCUGGCUGAAGCGAAAGAUAUCUUAUACCAGUUACAAAAAUCCCGUGUUAAAUUCCGCACCCCUAGUCCUCUCCUGGUAACAGUGACAGAAGAGAGAGAAUACUAUCUACACACAUUCCCCAAGGGACUGUUCUGCAGGACAGAGGUGCCUUUAAUGGGUGCAGCAGUGUAACAGUUUGUGGUGGUCUCAUGGAUGGUUCAAGCCACAAAAGCUGGAAUCAUACUGCAGAUCAUAGAGGAUCACAGCAGGAGUCAAGCUCCUCCCUUGGAAAAGGGUGAAUGAACUCAUCAGACUGUGGCUGUAUCUUCCAUAAACCCAUUCAGGGGAGUAACCCUAGUUGAGGACUACCUGAGACCUCUUGCAUUGUUCUUCUGGUGCUCUGCCUGCAUGCUGGAUUUGGAACCACCCCUUCUUAGUGCUCCUGUAUCUCUACUCUGGGGCAGUGCUGGGAGAUUGGAAAUGACCUGAUCAUUUUUCCCCCCCCUCCACUUUUUUGCUCUUGCUCUUUCUCUCUUCACUCUGUAAUUGUGACUAUAGCAAGACAGGAGCCAGUUCAGUAUAAAUCCCAACUUCCCUGCCACCUCAGACUCCACUGUAGCAGAGAGCAGGACAUUGCUGCCUAGGGGCAAAAAGUAUUGGUGCAGUCCAGCCACUGCCAUGAGAAACCCUGGGCAUAUAGCUUAAUAACCUUAAUUCACAAGUUAAGUAGCAAUGCUGUCUUUCUCUCCUCUGCCCAUGCUGCUUGACCUGGUCUGUUUCCCCCAAGAGUAGUAGCCUGACUGCUAGACCCAAAGAUGGGACCGUGUUGUAGCUUAAGGAUGAAGUUGGUCCUUUCACUGUAUCCCAAACCUCUGUAAGAAAGUGAGUUUAAAGCUAUUAGGAAUGAAUGAAGGCAAUGGGCCUGGAUCAAUCAAUAAUCCUUAAUGAUUCCAGAGCAAAACAUGGAACCAUGUGGAGUCCAGGGCAGAAGAGUUUUUCCAGUACUAGCUUGGAGUCCUUUUAAUAAGGUCUUAUAAAAACAUCACCAGUGGGGUUUUUAUUAUGUGUUUAAAUUCCACUUCUUCAGGUUCUCCUCCUUAUAUGUUCCCUAGUCCAUGCAGCUCUGAAACCUGGGAGGAGGAAGUAUCAGAAGGGUAGCCGUGUUAGUCUGGAUCUGUAAAAAGUGAGAGUGUCCUGUAGCACCUUAUAGACUAACAGAUGUAUUGGAGCAUGCGUCUGACGAAGUGGGUAUUCACCCACGAAAGCUCAUGCUCCAAUAUGUCUGUUAGUCUAAAAGGUGCCACAGGACUCUGUCACUUUUGUCGGGGAGGAAGUGCCUCCAUACAUGAGCCAGACCAUACCUGCAUUGUAUAUGUCAGGUGUGACCAAAUUGUGGCUUGUGAGCUGUGUGUGGCUCUUUAACAGUUAAAGUGCAGCUUGUGGAGUCCUCCAUGCCCCCACCCCCAUUCUCCACCUACUAGCUGCCUGCCCUGUGGGGAGGGGAGUCUCAGGGCUUUAGCCCUGCAGGAGGGCGUUGGGGCUCGACGUGCCCCAGCAGGCGACACACUGGGGGGCAGGCUGUCCAUGUCUUGCGGCUCUUGAACUUCUGAAGAUUAUCUUAUGUGGCUUGGAGGGUCAGUAAGUUUUGCCAACCCUGGUAUAUGUGGUCAACCUGGGCUACGGAGAGAGGGCCUUAACUGAAUUCCUGUUAGCAAGACCAUUUUUAAAUAUGAAUGCUAGGUUCAAACACAGCUCUUCCUAACACUUCUGUGGUGCUGGUGUAGACAGGGCCUCUUGUUCCACACCCUUCAACAACUUAAUUCUACACCUGUCUUAAAAUGAAUGAGGCAGUGAGCAGAGACCAAGGGGUUCCUCCCUGGGGUACUCUGGCAUGGUACAAAUGUACCAGGCUGACAGCUGAAAAGUGGGCUCAGGUCUCCAUCAGCAUCUGUGCAAUAGUCUAGGCUUCUGAGACUCCAGUGUUGCUCUGAAACCACUCUGCAGUGGCUUACUGCAUUUCAUGGUAUGCACAGCUGGGGGAUCUGUAAUGCUUUGUAUUUAGGUGUGAUUAUCCUGCCCCUUGUGACACCCAGUUCGUAUGUACUGCACAUCUCUAUAGUGUACUCUAUACUUUGCCACUUAGAGUAGAUGACUCCAGAGCUUUGUCUUGGAUGUAGUUUGUGUUUAGCAGGAGAAGGAGAGGUAAGUUAUUUGCACAGUAGCAGAAAAAGGAGUUAUUUGCUGUGUUGCUGUUACCAGAGCUGUUUUAUGUGAAGAAUGUUGCCAUUGUAUUGCAGCUAAAACCCUGAACCAGACUCUGACCCCAUAAGUCACCUGAAAGGCUGGUUCACAUGUGGUACAUAUAAACUGGAACAUGAGUUUCCCUAAACUAGUCACUUACAAAGGCCAAGAAAUCACGGGGUAGAAAAGAAUCCUACAUUGCUAAGGGGCAGAAGUCUGGACUAGAUAGGAAGUAGUAGGCCUGAUCCAACUGCAGAGGCUCUUGCUACUGAUGUGGGCAGGUUGUUAUUCCUUGUGAUUGAAAUAUCCAGGGGACAGCUGUAAACUGGGCAUGCUCUUUUCCCCAUGUCUGUCUUGUGAGUCUGCUUCGGUGAAACAGCACCAUGUGCUCUAACAGUCUUGCACUGUUGCCCUGUAUCUAAUGUAUAGAAUCUGCAUAGGAGGGAGCCUGUGAUCCAACUCAGGUCAGCAGUUGUUCUUGCUUGGCUCCUGCUCUGCCAAAACAAGGUGGAGUCUGUAUGCAGAUAUUUAUUCAUAUCACCACCACUCACCCUCAGGGUGGUGCCUAGGCACUCACUGUCUGCUCAGGAGCAAACCAGCUUAGGCCAAGAAGGCAACUGAAUCUCUCAUACCUCUGCAGAGCAGAGUUUUCCCUCCAGCCUCCAGGGCAGGGCUGAGAUGGUGCUAGUGGGACUUGCAUAGUCUCUUCCAUGCACAUCAGUAUUUAUCCUGUUUCGGUUUACUCUACGGUGCAACAGAACCAUUUACAUUUUAUCACUGAUACAGCCCAGAACUAACCAAGAAAUGAAGGGUUUCUUUCUUUAUGGACUGUUUCAUGUCUUUUUUUUUUUGUAAUUAACCAGUUGUGUCUGUUUUUCUAUAGUUAACACAGAACCUGUAUCUAGAUUUAGUUCUAACUGCACCUGUGUAUCAUAUCAGUAUUUCCUCUUUUCACAUUAGAAAAUAAAGUUCUUGUCUGCACAGCCCUUGCCUUGUGCAGAGAACAAAAUGAAAA
Messenger RNA from Mauremys mutica (yellowpond turtle), 9096 nucleotides. RefSeq names its product vasohibin 1 (gene VASH1). The coding region runs from base 792 to 1844 and encodes 350 amino acids. The record is from RefSeq and is a predicted model, not a curated record. The transcript is spliced from 7 exons. Lineage: Eukaryota; Metazoa; Chordata; Testudines; Geoemydidae. Gene Ontology annotation, biological process: regulation of angiogenesis. Gene Ontology annotation, cellular component: cytoplasm.